Messenger RNA from Hyaloscypha bicolor E, 1841 nucleotides. Its product is annotated as EPT/RTPC-like protein. Bases 248 to 1420 code for a protein of 390 amino acids. NCBI's taxonomy places the organism in Eukaryota, Fungi, Ascomycota, Leotiomycetes, Helotiales, Hyaloscyphaceae. Gene Ontology annotation, molecular function: RNA-3'-phosphate cyclase activity. The record is from RefSeq and is a predicted model, not a curated record. Gene Ontology annotation, biological process: RNA processing. Gene Ontology annotation, cellular component: nucleus. The transcript is spliced from 2 exons.
AAGAAAUCGGCGUGACUCACGCUCUAUGAGAAGAAUAUAAAAGAGAUCCUUUACUUGAAGAACAUUCACGAUGCUUCGUUUUAGUCUCUUCAAGUCACGCACUGACCGAACACCGGGGAUCUGCACAGCGUCAUCCCGAGCUCCCUUCUCCUUCUGCCGGCAAGGCUGACCAAACCCGAACGAGGCCAGGCAACAGCAUCAAAUCACCCCAGCCACACAACGGGUCCACAUUAACCACGAACUCGGUAUGGCCUCGAGAAUGGUGAGGCUAGAUGGGAGGACUGGAGAGGGAGGAGGCCAAUUGGUCAGAGUCGCAGUUGCUCUUGCUGCACUGACAGGCGCACCACUUCGAAUUGACAAUGUCCGUGGAAACCGAGAAGGAAAGCGUGGUGGUGGCUUGAAAGCACAGCAUGUUGCUUGCAUCAGAACUCUGGCAGAUGCCACUGCAGCAGAAGUCACUGGUUGCUCCGUUGGGAGCAAGUCCCUUGAAUUCAAAGCCAAGCUAUCCCCGAGAGACCUUGUCAAUCGAAAUAUCAAAGUCAAGGCGGAGUCCGUAUCAAGUAUUCUCUUGAUCUUCCAAGCGGUUCUACCGUUCCUGCUCUUCGCAGGUGAUGGCAAAGGCGCGCCGAUUACCCUUACUAUCCAAGGUGGAACCAAUGUCAGCUUCUCACUUUCGUUUGAGUACCUUGAUCAAGUGCUUCUGCCCUCUCUUGAAAGAUUUGGCAUCAAGGUCGAAAGAAAACUCGAAUUCCGUGGAUGGUCUCAUGGUCCGCGGCAGAUUGGCUCAGCAAAAUUUGGCAUCACUCCUCUUAAACCAGGACAUAGAAUCAAGGAACCUUUGUGGCCGAAGGAGCGUGGAGAGAUCACGAAGAUUGAUGUAUCCAUUGUCGUUCCGAAAUAUCUGCAAGAUCCACUGAAAAAGGCGUUACUGUUCGAAAUUGGACUCGUCUUUGAGGACGCAGAAGCAGAAUUCGUUGUCGUUGACGACAGCAGACAUCCGGCUCGGAUGUACGCUCUGCUUGUGGCCCAUACAUCAAUGGGCCUACGUUUUGGGCGAGACUGGUUGUAUGACGAGAAGAGCAAGAACAAGACCGUGGAUGACUUGAGCACUAAGAUUGCUCAGAAGGUUGUGGAUGAGCUCGAUGUUGAGGUCAGGAAAGGGGGACUUGUUGAUGAAUAUCUCCAAGAUCAGUUGGUCGUCUUCCAGGCUUUGGCAGAGGGGGAAUCGGUCAUCCCUGGUUCAUUUGAGGCCAUCUCAUCAGAGGGAGGGCACGUCGAUCAAACAGAUGAGCCGUUUGGAGAUGGCAGCACUCACACCACAACUGCGAGGUGGGUCGCAAGUCAACUUCUGCCACAGGUCAAGUGGAAGGACAAAGGCCGCGUCUGCGAGGGCGCCGGUUUAGACAGCUUCAAGAACUGAUGAGUUGACGCCACUUGGAGAUGCUUUGGAGGCGGUUCACAUGGAAUGAACUUCCAGACGCAUUUUAAAUUUUCUGACAGAUGUGAACUUCCAGAUUCACUUGGCAAUCAAUUCUAAAAAUUUACUUCUACAUCAUUCGGCCCCCCCCUAACUAUGUCUCCCUAAUUUCAGUCACCUUUGAUUUUUUAACCUUCGUCUUUCACUUUCGACCUCCGUCUCCCUUCAUCAGGGUAGCACGCUUCUUUGGUGAACGGACUCGUCCAGUGGUAUGAUACCUUCUGCCUGCGAAGAUCCCCCACCCGUUACCGCUUCUCGUUCUUCCAACAUGCGAUUUUUCAAGAUCCUCUUAGCCAGCUGCAUCCUCUACAGAUGCGCCACCGCAACACCUGCAGACUCGUCCUCUCGAUCAGACGACGGAGCU